ACCAAUUAUUAGAGACGAAGAGAGUAGAGGUGAAACUGGAAAUCUACAGAAGAGGGAAAUGUCGCCAAUCGAAGAUGAGCAAUUGCGUCGCCGGAAACUGGAAGAGGCUCUCGAAGUCAAAUCCCUCCGCCGUAUCAUUAGCGCUUAUCUCAACUAUCCGGAGGCUGCUGAGGAAGAUAUCAAAAGAUAUGAAAGAUGCUUCAGGAGGCUUCCUCUUGCCCACAAGGCACUGUUGUCACACCUUCCUCUGAAAUUUCAGAAACUCAGAUGGUGUGUUUCAAAAAAUUCUUAUUUCAUAUUUGAAAUGCUUAAGGCCUUUGAUCCUCCUAUUGAUAUGAGUGUGGACACUGACAUUGCUGAGGAUCAUGCAAUUGAAAAUGCCCCAGUUCAACAACUUUCUUCUACUGAAAUGAAUCCUCAUUCUUGUCAGCCUGGCUCAAAUAUUACCCUACUACAUAAUGCAAAAGUUGAUGAACUUCGCUCUGGGGAAGAUGGACUGAGUGGCACUCCUAACCCUGAAACUCUCAGUGAGGAGAAGAAAAUCCAAUCAUUGAGCGAAAACGUCGGGAAUUUCUCUGUAGCCUCUGAGCGUAAUGGAAUGGCACAAGGUGGUGAUGUCCAUAGUUAUCAGAGUGCUACACAUUGUUGUGAUGGACAUGCUUCGCCGUCGCCUGAUUGGUUGGACCCAUCAUUGCAAUUUCAUGUUCCUUUGGCUGACGUAGAUAAGGUUCGAUGCAUCAUAAGGAACAUUGUCAGAGAUUGGGCAGCUGAGGGUCAGAAGGAGCGUGAUGAAUGCUAUAGACCAAUUCUUCAAGAGCUUGACCGACUUUUUCCAGACCGUUCUAGUGACAGCAGUCCUCCUGCAUGUUUAGUUCCUGGAGCUGGACUUGGGAGGUUGGCAUUAGAAAUCUCAUGUUUGGGUUUCAUAAGCCAAGGAAAUGAGUUUUCGUACUACAUGAUGAUUUGCUCCAGUUUUAUACUAAAUUACUCUCAAACUUCCGAGGAGUGGAAUAUAUAUCCAUGGAUCCACAGUAAUUGCAAUUUACUUUCCGACAAAGAUCAACUUCGCCCUGUUUCUAUUCCGGACAUUCAUCCAGCAAGUGCAGGGAUUACUGAAGGCUUCUCAAUGUGCGGAGGUGAUUUUGUCGAGGUCUAUAAUGAUCCAAGUCAAGUAGGAGCCUGGGAUGCAGUUGUGACUUGCUUCUUUCUUGAUACGGCACACAAUAUUGUGGAAUAUAUUGAGAUAAUAUCUAAAAUUCUUAAAGACGGGGGUGUGUGGAUCAAUUUGGGACCCCUGCUUUAUCAUUUUGCAGAUGCUUAUAAUCAAGAAGAUGAGAUGUCAAUUGAGCUGAGCUUAGAAGAUGUAAAGAGGGUUGCCUUCCACCAUGGAUUUGAAAUAGAGAAGGAAUCAACCAUUGCCACAACUUAUACAACAAACCAAAGGUCGAUGAUGCAGAACCAAUACUAUGCUGCAUUUUGGACAAUGAGGAAGAAACCACCAACGCCGACAAGUGCACCGGAUGCGGCUGCUGCAUAAUGUGUAGGCUACCUAAGCUUUAAGCUUAAUGUAAUCCUAGCAUAAACGUUUUAUGUUAGUGCACUUUUUAGACCGUAAUGUUUCUACUGAGCUCUUACUGCUCUUGAAAAUUGGCCUAUUAUUGUUGGAAUUUCAGGCUGAACUGAAUUAAUGCAAAAGCAAAUUAGAUUUUCGA
Molecule: messenger RNA, 1712 nt
Organism: Salvia splendens (bonfire salvia)
Lineage: Eukaryota; Viridiplantae; Streptophyta; Magnoliopsida; Lamiales; Lamiaceae
Product: carnosine N-methyltransferase
Exons: 18
Coding region: 59-1537 (492 amino acids)
Molecular function (GO): S-adenosylmethionine-dependent methyltransferase activity
Source: RefSeq, a predicted model, not a curated record